UGUGUUCAAUGUAUACAAAAGUUAAAUGAUAGAAGUGUGAUUGAGCUCCGUUGCCUCGCAUUGCUUAUUUUUGUUUUCAAGCAUUUGACCAUGUCGGCAGCAAAUAAAGGAGUUAGUGCCGAACUGAAUAAGAAAAUCCAAGAGUACAUUGAAUAUGCUGAUGGUUUGAGUACAAGCAAUGACAUUAAAAGUUUAGUAACAUUGGAGAAGUAUGAUGUUCUUGAAAAGAUCUUGAUGAAGCGCCUGACUUUUGGCACUGCAGGACUGCGGGGCCAAAUGGGACCAGGAUAUGCUGCUAUGAAUGAUUUGGUUAUAAUACAGACAUCUCAAGGUCUUGCAGCCUAUCUUGAAGGAAUAGUCAAUUCUGAUGAAAAAAACAGAGGAGUUGUUAUAGGUUUUGAUAAUCGACAUAAUAGUCACCGGUUUGCUCAGUUGGCUGCCGUGUCUUUUCUUUUAAAAGGCUUCAAAGUAUAUAUUUUUUCUGCUAUAACACCUACACCAUUUGUUCCCUUUGCUGUUAAGAAACUUAAUUGCCUGGUUGGGGUAAUGGUUACUGCUUCUCAUAAUCCAAAGGAUGAUAAUGGUUACAAAGUUUAUUGGUCAAAUGGUGCUCAGAUUUUAUCUCCACAUGAUAAGAAUAUUCAAGAAUCUAUCUUGAAAAAUUUGAAGCCUUGGGAAAAUGCUUUAGAUACUUCUUUAGUUGCUAUAUCUCCUCGUGCAUAUGACCCUUUGUCAGAUAUUGAACAAAUGUAUUAUAAUAGUCUGAAAAUGUACUGUUGCCUGGAUAGAAUCUCACCCUCGGGAUUUUCAUCACUGAAGAUUACUUUCACUGCAAUGCAUGGAGUGUCUCAUUCAUAUAUGAAGAAAGCUUUUCAGAAGUUGAAUUUUGAGAAUUAUGUGCCGGUAAAAGAACAGAUGUAUCCUGAUCCCGAUUUUCCCACGGUUAAAUUCCCUAAUCCAGAAGAAAAAAACUGCUUAGAUCUUUCAAUUGCUACUGCUAAUGCAGUUGGUAGCCGUUUAAUUUUAGCUAAUGAUCCCGAUGCAGAUCGUCUAGCUGUAGCUGAGAAACUUUCUAAUGGAAAAUGGCACGUUUAUACGGGAAAUGAAGUUGGGGCUCUAUUGGGUUCUUGGCUCUGGAAAAUUCUUGAUGCUGAUGCAAAAAAAAAUCCUGCUAAUUGCUGUAUGGUGUCAAGCGCUGUAUCUUCCAAAAUUCUUAGAAGCAUAUCAGAAGUGGAAGGAUUUACAUUUUAUGAAACAUUAACUGGUUUCAAAUGGAUGGCAAAUAAAGCUUUUGAUUGCAUGAAUCAAGGAAUGACAUUUGUAUUCGCUUUUGAAGAAGCUAUUGGUUACAUGUGUGGCUAUGAAGUUUUGGAUAAGGAUGGAAUUCGUGCAGCAAUGCAAAUGACACAGAUGGCAGCUCACGCUUAUUCAGAAAACAAAUUAUUGUUUGAUUUCCUGAGGGAAUCGUAUCUAAAAUAUGGAUAUCAUGUUAGCUGCAACUCAUAUUUCAUCAGCCAUGAUCCAGAAGCGAUUGCAUCGAUGUUUAAUAGAUUAAGAAAUUUCAAUGGUAUUAAAAAUGAGUAUCCCAAAUUUCUUGAAGGUGAUUCUCCAUUUCCAGUUGUUGGUGUUAGAGAUCUUACAACAGGUUUUGAUAGUCUCCAGGCAGAUCAAAAAGCUAUUUUGCCUAGUAGUUCAAGCACACAAAUGAUUACUUUUUACUUUGAAAACGGUUGUGAAGCUACCAUUCGAACAAGUGGAACCGAACCAAAAGUGAAAUAUUAUACUGAAAUGAUCGCUAAAGUACCUGAAGAGGAAUGGGAAAAUGUCAAGACCUUAUUGCACAAAAUGGUUUCUCUCAUAAUAACACAAUGGAUAGAGCCUGAAAUAAAUGGCUUUCUACCUCGUCCAUCAUAAGAAGUCUGAUAGUGAGAAAAAGUGUUACAGAUUGUUUCAAUAUUUUUUUCACCUUUUUUUCAUCAUAAUUAAAAUUUAUGUGCUUCAUGUAUAAUGCAUCGACAGAAUGGUUGCACAGCAAUUAUGUUUUUAUUUGUUUUUAAUAGCAAAUUUAAAAUGAAGAAUAUGUUAGAAUUCCUUAUCUUAUUCAUUAGCAUUGUUAGUUAUAAAGUUCAUUUUUUCCCCCUUCACUGGUUGUAUUUUUAAAAAAUGCUUCUUUAUUGCAGAAUUGUUUUUAGAUAUUUAUGAAUGUGUGGAUUGUUUAGAAAGCAUUAAUAUUUUUUCAUAUUUCUUUAAUAUAAUGGGCUCAGUAAAUAGCUAUUUUUAGAAGCUUCUUCAUUUCAAAUGUUAUUUUCAUUCUUAGAAGAUUCUCUGAGAUUUGCAAAUAAGAAUCAUCUUCGUUUUCAUUCCAAAAACUUGUUUUUUUAUCCAUUUUAAAUUUCUUUACUUGUGGAUGCUGUAAAUUAUUGUGGGAUAAUAUAUAUGAGAUUGUUAAUUAUGUAUUUUUCUUUUCAUUCUCACAUUCAUUAAUAUUAAAUUGAAGAAGAAACUUUUCGAUUGUAUCGUUUCUCAUGUAUAUCAUUCAUCUGCAAGUAACUUAAGAAUUUUUUUCCCCUUUUGUUUUUCAAUAUAAUUCAUUUUCAUAUAAUGUAAAAAAGUUAUAUAAAUUGUUUUCUUCGUGAAUAUUUUAAUAUUGUUGGAUUUUGCAAUAAAUAUUAUAUGUAGUUUUAAUAAUAUUCUGUUCUACAUUAAAAUGAAAUUUAUUUAAAAGAGCUAUGAAAUAUUCCUGUUUUGUAUGUAGGCUCAAUAAACUUUCUGCAAGCAGUUAUUAGUUCAGUUGCCUUUCUAAACUUGUGUAGGACCAUUAAUGUAAUAUAUAUUUGUAUAUUUACAAAAGGCUAUUUCGAAAAUUAUUAUUGCAGAUUUAAGUUUAGCAAACUUUUGCAAGAAUCCAAUAUGAUUUUUUUCAUAAUUUUUCAUGAUAUGAAUUUUAUUUUAUGUCAUUAUCUUCGUAAUGUUUCUUACAUUACGAGUUUUUAGGAAGUAUUAAUUUGAAUGUUGUUUCUUAGAUGUUUUUUAUAAUUUCUUCCACUCCUUUCAGUAUAUUGUGUCAUUUCCUUCUAGAAUUGGUUAUUUCCGUCAUUUGUUAAAAGGCCAUUGUAUUUCUGUUUAAAAGUGGUAUCUUUUAGGAAAUCUAUAUACAGUAAAUACCUUAUUAUAAAAGUUUGUAUAAUUAUAAUGUGGUUUUAAGGAUGCAAGAUUGAAGAAAUUUAUUUGAAAAAGGAGAUAAUUUAUGAGAACGAUUUCUUUUUCCAUUAAUACAUUAAAGAUUGAUAUUGGUUGGUAUUCAUUUCCAAACUUACAGUUUAUGAAAUAUAGAUUUUAAAAGGUUCUCAGGCAUACUAAUGCAGUUUUUCAUCCUCUAUAUUGAACUGUAAUGAAUCAAAGUAGUGAGAUUAGUUGAACUAUUAUUUGGGAAAAUUUUACAUCAUGGUGCUGUAGCUUUUACAACAUUUAUUUAGAAAAUUUAUACUCAAAUGUCUGGAUUUAAAUGCGAAUAAAAGAAUUUUGCGUUUGUGAAAUGGGUAGUUUAUAAAUGUCUUUUGACAACUACUUCAAUUUUUUAAUUUUCUUUUCUACAAUUCGGACAGAUUUCAAACCCAACAUAUUUCAAGUAUCUUUAAUCGGUUUAUUGUGUUUAAUCAUGUUUCCUACGAUCACAAUUACCAGCAAUAUAUUUAGUGCGAAUGAAAGAUUUCAUACUCGAAUCGAGCUCGAAUCUUGAAUUUUAUUCCCCUAAAAUGAACUUUUACUGUAAUGCUGUAAAGUUUAUAACUAUUGAAUUUUCGUCUGGAUAAUAAUUAUACAAUAUCUGCUUGGUUUGCAGAAUUGUUAAAAUCUUGUAAUGAUAUGUAUAUUAUUCUCUAUAUUAUAUAUUGACAUACCCGCCAACAUCGGUUACUCGUUCAUCAUUAGUACUUCUUUACCGAUAUGUUACAAAUAAUUUAAUAUUAACUAAUUAUUGGAGAAUAGGUAUUCCUAAAGAAUUUUAAUUAGUUUAAAACAAAUACUUUCAAACAUUGUUCAAAAUUAUUUAAUAGACAUGUAUUAUUGACUAAAUAUAUAAGUGAAAUAAUUUUUUUAAAAAAAUCAGACAACACGAUUAAAUAAAUUAGCACUAUAUGUUACACAUUUACAAUUUUGUUUCAUUAAAUAUCAAGCUCUUUUGCUUUUCUUAAGUUAUCAUUGUUCAGUUUAAUAUCAUAAUAAAUUCCCAUAUUGAUUUUUGUAAUGAGGAUUCAUAUUCAUUCAUUUUCAUAUUCAUGCUAGAACAAGAUUCCAGGUGUGCGUGUGUGUUUUCGGUUUUCUAAACAUGUUUAAAUUACCAACGCUGCUAUGAUCAAAGAUUCAAGAAGAAGGUAUUUUCGGUGUUUUUUAUAAUUAUCUGUAGUUUUUCCUAUAUAUAUCCAUAACUCCAUAGUUUUCACCUAAUUAAAUAUUGGAGGGUAUGUAUUUAUAUUGUUUUAUUUCAUUUUUUAAAAAUUAUUAUAUAAAAUUUAAAUCAGUUAGAGAACUAUUACUGUUUAUGUUUGCAUGGAUAUACAAUUUAUCUAAUUUUUGAAAACUUAGCAUAUUUUUAUUAGUAAAUACAUUUGUGCAAAUAUAUUUUGGUACUUAGUGAGAAAAACUAUGGAAAAAUUAAAGCAUAUAUAUAUUAAUGAAAUGCCAUAAAAUUAUUUUAAGAAAAUAAUUGAAUAGCAUGCAUGUGACAACAUGUAGUUCUAGGUUUAAUCUCUUUAAAUUUUUUAUGUAUGUUAUUGUAUCAUGACCAAAGCUCAUAAAAUAAAAUUGUUUGUCGUUAUUUAAGUGUUGAACACUUAUUAUGGGUUUAAACACUUUUAUAUUUAAUAGUAUUUAUUGACCUAGUCAUUGACCUAAGAUUUUUUGGUAUGUUUCUCUUUUGCUAGUCACUUAUUCCAUGUCAUUAGAAAAAUUUGUCACUUCUUGGAGACAUUGAACAGAAUUGUAAUUCGGGUUUUUUCUAGAUCUUAUUUUUUAAUAUCAUGUCUAAAUUCUGAGAAUGUUCUAAAGCGGAAUGAUUUUUUUUACUAAUGCGUAGUUUCAUCCCAUAUAUUAAUCACUGAGUAAAAAUGAUUAUUAUUCUUACUUUGAUGUCUGGGUUGUUUGAUGAUAUAAAUCAUAUCUUUGUGCAAAUUUAAUCUCUUAAAUUACUUGUUCUAAGUUGUCUUUUGAACUUUAUUGUGAAUUUAUUUCUUUUAUGUUUGUAAAAUUAUGUUAUUCUCUUAAAAUAUUAAUGCCUCGUCUCUGUAUUAUGCAUGUACUAAUAAAACGUUACCUUUCUUGUGCAAGAUUUUACAUUAGUUUCCUUGUUGUAUUUAUUGUAUAUGAUGUUUAUAAUAUUCCUUUCUUCCGUGUAAUAAAAUUCAUUUGCAGUUUUACAUUGAACUUAAGCUAUGCAAUUAAAGGAGCUUGUAUACCAUAGAACUUUUUCGAUUGUUAUUUUAUGUGAAAAGUAAGUUUCAUCUCAGUGAAAGAAAACAUUGGUGAUAUAUAUUAAUUGCAGUGAGAAGUGAAUUUUUCCAUUGCUAGAUAUUUUGAUUGAUGGCAUCACCUACUAUACAUGUAAUCAUUUUUAAUUUACAGUUGUGUAAAUUUAUUGCAAUAAGCUUUUAAUGUAUGUUCUCAUUUGUGUGGAAUGUUAUCUGUAAUGUCCAGCUGUUUGAUUAAUAGUGUAACAGAUGUGAAUUUGCGUGAUUUAAUGUUGAGUGUGGCGAAAACUCAUGAUUAAUAUAUAGCCUUAUUUUGGCGAUUUCAUUUUUUAACCAUGCACGUAAAUAUCUAUUUCAGCAAUAUGAAAAUAUAAGCAAUACUUAUACCUACUGUUGUGAAUUUGUUCUGUUAUUAAAUAUUGAAAUACACAUAAGUAAUAAAUAGUGUGUGAUUUCAUCAUUAGGAAAUAUUUAAUAUCAGUAUUAAAAGUGUAAAUAAAAAGUUUCUAUGAAAAUAAAUUUUGUAUUAAUGUAAAAAGAAAAAAAAAUUCAAAUUGUAAUGAGUAGAAUUUUGUAGUGUGCCACAAAAUUUUAUUACAGAUAGUUAAUAUUCAUUACAAAAUUGUGCUUUUGGUUGGAACCUCGAUGGUACUUAGCUCAUCGUUUAUCUAUUGCUUUCUUCACAAAUUUCUAGAAUUAAAAAGUUUUAUAUGCUUUUGAAUUUUAUUUUUAUUGGAUUUAUUAAAUAUGAAUUAUUUUUAUGUAUAAGGUUAUAUAUAUUUUGACACAAGUGUAAAGUAAUAUUUUUUAUCUCAAGUUCACUUCUUGCUGGUUUUUUCUUUAUAUUGAAUAUUAUCUACUAUUGGAAUAGAAUAUUUACAAAUGUGAUGUUAAAAAAAUAUUCAACUCAUAGUUAAUAUUAAGAUGUUCUAAAUGUUUUUGAAAAAAAUGUUAAAUCAUUAAGUAUUAAAGUUUAUUCAUUAGGAAUCUAAAUCAACUCUAGUUUUAUUCUAAAUUCAUAGAUUUUAAACGAAUAAAAAUUAAUCAUUUCAUUAUUAUUAUAACUUUCAUUAACCUUAAUUUUCUAAUUCCUUUAUUCAAUCAUUGAGUAACCAACUUUCAAGAAAUGCACUUGAGGUAAAAUUAUGAUUUUUAUCUAGUAUCUGAAACUUGUUGCUCUAAGUUCUCUGUUUUGAAAGCAGGGGUUUUUUUCUGUUGAAUUUUCAAUGGAAAUUUGUAUUUUUAUUCAACUUGUUGAUUUUCUUAACGUUUUGAAAUAGAUUUAGUUAUAACUUACUUUCACCUAGUGCUUACUAUCUUUUAGUUAUUUGAAAUCCCUGUAUGCUUUUCCUAGAAAAGGCUCGACUUGGAAAAAAAUUGUCAUGUUAUUAUUCUUGCUGCUGGGUUUCCCCCCCCCCCUCCCUCCCAAUAUUUGAAUUUUUGUAAUGUGUUUCUCUUGCCUGAGAAACCAGUGUUGCCUUUUAAGCUUGUUAAUUCAUUGUAGUUAACUUUAUAUAAUCUAUGGAGUGCUUUUAUUUUAUUGUUUUCGUUCAGAAUUAUAUUUAUAAAAUAAUCAGAUGUUUUCAUUUCAGUCUUCUACAAUUAGUAAAUUAUUACCUGACUUGUAGCUUGUAUUUUCUAAACACAAAAGCAAUAUAAAAAAUUAUUUUCAAUUAAACUGUAGUUAAUAUUGUGAUGUAUGUGUUCCUAAGUAUAUCUUAAACGUACACUGUAUUGCUUUUUUGUGCCUUAAAAAAUUGUUACAAUAAGUUUCAGAAAACUGCAUUUCUAAACAGAGGCAUAUGUGAAGUACCAAGUUUGCAAUUAAGGUACUUCAUCUUAUUUAUUAAUAUGUGAUAGAUUGAAAUAAAAUACUUAUGCCUCAUUUA
Argiope bruennichi is the source of this 7354-nucleotide messenger RNA. It is a transcript of the gene Pgm2a, whose product is annotated as phosphopentomutase-like. Gene Ontology annotation, biological process: purine ribonucleoside salvage; carbohydrate metabolic process. NCBI's taxonomy places the organism in Eukaryota, Metazoa, Arthropoda, Arachnida, Araneae, Araneidae. Gene Ontology annotation, molecular function: magnesium ion binding; phosphopentomutase activity. The coding region runs from base 91 to 1914 and encodes 607 amino acids. The transcript has 16 exons. The record is from RefSeq and is a predicted model, not a curated record.